ACGCAAGCUUCAUUUAAAUCUCCAGAUAAGACAGCUCGGCCGCUUGAACUGGACUCUCUUGCCAGUCACCUGCACUUCGCGAUCUUUUCCCUGCCUCUUCAGCCAGCCCACUAUGUUCUCACUCUCUCUCCGUCCUGCUGCCCGCUGAGCCCUGCCCCCCAGCACACCAGCACGGCUCGAAUAUUCCCCCAACAUCACAAACGUCACGACUAGACCGCCGCCCUUUCCUCAGACGAACGAACCGAAAAUUUAAAGAAGACAAUGUCCUCCCCGCUCCACUCAGCAGCAACUCCCUUCCUCCCCGCCAUCACCUCCCUCCCGACCCUCUCCGACACAGCCCUGACCUCCACCAUCGACCUCCUCUUCGAGCCCUCGCCAGACCUGCACGCCCUGGCCCUGCCGACGGUCCGCGCGCUAUCCUUCGCCUCGUACGACGACCUCAUCGCGACGCUGCGCACCCAGCUCCUUGAUCUCACUUCUGCCGUGAGGGGCGACGAGGAAGGGAGGGGGAGGAGGACGUUGUACGGGAUAUUGGGGAGUCAUCCCCGGCUGGGGGAGAAGAAGAACAAGGGUGUACAAGGGGAAGGGCAAGGGGGUUUGAGUCAGUUGAGUGCGGAGGAGCAGAGGCAUUUGAGGGAGGAGGACGAGGAGUUGGCUGGGUUGAAUCGGGAAUAUGAGGAAAGGUUUCCAGGGCUGAGGUAUGUGGUGUGGGUGAAUGGGCGCGGGAGAGGGGAGGUGAUGGCGGAUAUGAGAAGGAGGAUUCGGAGGGGGGAUAUCAGGGAGGAGGAGAAGGAGGGGAUUCAGGCCAUGUGCGAUAUUGCGGUGGACAGGGCGCACAAGCUGGUGAAGAAGGCGGCUGAAGAGGCCGCAGGGAGCAGUCAGGGCUGAGGUGGAUGCAUGUGCUGGAUACAGGACUGGGCGUGUGACGUUUUCUACCGGAAGGGGGGUCGGGAACAGGGAGUACCGGGGAGGGCGACAACCCGGCAGCUCA
This is a messenger RNA of Parathielavia appendiculata, 991 nucleotides long. RefSeq lists its product as uncharacterized. Lineage: Eukaryota; Fungi; Ascomycota; Sordariomycetes; Sordariales; Chaetomiaceae. Bases 262 to 888 code for a protein of 208 amino acids. The transcript has 2 exons. The record is from RefSeq and is a predicted model, not a curated record.